This is a messenger RNA of Apiotrichum porosum, 2118 nucleotides long. It is a transcript of the gene GFA1, whose product is annotated as glutamine--fructose-6-phosphate transaminase (isomerizing). The coding region runs from base 1 to 2118 and encodes 705 amino acids. NCBI's taxonomy places the organism in Eukaryota, Fungi, Basidiomycota, Tremellomycetes, Trichosporonales, Trichosporonaceae. The transcript has 9 exons. The record is from RefSeq and is a predicted model, not a curated record. Gene Ontology annotation, molecular function: carbohydrate derivative binding; L-glutamine:D-fructose-6-phosphate transaminase (isomerizing) activity. Gene Ontology annotation, biological process: fructose 6-phosphate metabolic process; UDP-N-acetylglucosamine metabolic process; protein N-linked glycosylation.
AUGUGUGGUAUCUUUGCUUACUGCUCGUUCCUCUGCGAGCGCGACCGCAAGCACGUCUGCGAGGUGCUCUGCAAUGCCCUGGCCCGCAUGGAGUACCGUGGUUACGACUCUGCUGGUAUCGGAGUUGAUGGUGACUCUCCCUCCGACCCCUUCAUCCUCUUCAAGGAGGUCGGCAAGGUCGCUGCCCUCCGCAAGCACGUUGCCGGUGGUGUCCCCACCACUCCCCCCGGCGCCGCCGAGAUCACCCAGCAGGUCGACAUGAGCAAGGUUUUCCUUAGCCAGACCUCGAUGGCCCACACCCGUUGGGCCACCCACGGUGUUCCCAGCGUCGCCAACUGCCACCCCCACGUUAGCGACCCCGCCACCGAGUUCUCGGUUGUCCACAACGGUAUCAUUACGAACUACAAGGAGCUCAAGCUCGUCCUCCAGAAGCGCGGCUACAGCUUCCGCACCGACACUGACACUGAGUGUGUCGCCAUUCUCUGCAAGUACGUCUACGACAGCCAGCCCAACAAGCGUCUCUCGUUCCAGAGCCUUGUCAAGACCGUCCUCAAGGAGCUCGAGGGUUCGUUUGCCUUUGUCUUCAAGUCGGUCCACUUCCCCGAUGAGAUUGUCGCCGCCCGCCGUGGUUCGCCCCUCCUCAUUGGUGUCAAGACUGAGCGCAAGCUCAAGGUCGACUUUGUCGACGUCGAGCUCCCCUCGGAGGAGGGCAAGCUUGCCCCCGUCCCCGAUGUCGGUGCCGCUGGCCUCCUUGCCGUCCCCGGCGCCGCCGACGGCCCCAAGCUCCGCCGCCAGCAGUCGCGUGCUUUCCUCUCCGAGGACGGCAUGCCCCAGCCCAUCGAGUUCUUCGUUGCCUCGGACCCCGCUGCCAUUAUCGAGCACACCAAGAAGGUCCUCUACCUCGAGGACGACGACAUUGCCCACAUCUUCGAGGGCGAGCUCCACAUUCACCGUCUCCGCCGCGACGACGGCCUCUCGUCGGUCCGUGCCAUCGAGACCCUCGAGAUUGAGCUUGCCGAGAUCAUGAAGGGCCAGUACGACCACUUCAUGCAGAAGGAGAUUUACGAGCAGCCCGAGUCGGUUGUCAACACCAUGCGUGGCCGUGUCAACUUUGACACUGGCUCCGUCACCCUCGGUGGCCUCAAGGCGUACCUCCCCGUCAUCCGUCGUGGCCGUCGUCUCUUGUUCGUCGCCUGCGGUACCUCGUACCACUCGUGUAUCGCCGUCCGCUCGGUCUUUGAGGAGCUCACCGAGAUUCCCGUCGCCGUCGAGCUCGCCUCGGACUUCCUUGACCGUCGCACUCCCGUCUUCCGUGACGACGUCACCAUCUUCGUCUCGCAGUCGGGUGAGACUGCCGACACCAUCCUCGCUCUCCGCUACUGCCUCGAGCGCGGAGCCCUCACCCUCGGUGUGGUCAACGUUGUCGGCUCGACCCUCUCGCGCGAGACCCACUCGGGUAUCCACAUCAACGCCGGUCCCGAGAUCGGUGUCGCCUCCACCAAGGCGUACACCUCGCAGUACAUUGCCCUCAUCAUGAUGGCCGUCCAGCUCUCGCAGGACUCGAUCUCCAAGUCGCCCCGCCGCGCCGAGAUCAUUGCCGGCCUCCACGCCAUUCCCUCGCAGAUCAAGACUGUUCUUGCUAUGGACAAGGACAUCCAGCUCCUUGCCAAGGACAUGAUCCAGUCGCCCUCGCUGCUGCUCAUGGGUCGUGGUCUCCAGUACGCCACCUGCCUUGAGGGUGCCCUGAAGAUCAAGGAGUUGGCCUACAUCCACUCGGAAGGCAUUCUUGCCGGCGAGCUCAAGCACGGCCCCCUCGCUCUCAUUGACGAGCACAUCCCUAUCAUCUUCGUCAUGACCAAGGACCACCUCUACCCCAAGACCUCGUCGGCUCUUGCUCAGAUCACCGCCCGCAAGGGCAGGCCUGUCAUCAUGGCCUCGGAGUCGGACACCAACGUCCCCAGGUCAGCCCAGGUUAUUAGGAUCCCGGAGACCGUCGACUGCCUCCAGGGCCUGCUCAACAUCAUCCCCCUCCAGCUCCUCUCGUACCACCUCGCCGUCCAGAAGGGUUACGACGUCGACUUCCCCCGAAACCUGGCUAAGAGUGUUACAACCGAGUAA